Molecule: messenger RNA, 2496 nt
Organism: Hordeum vulgare subsp. vulgare (domesticated barley)
Lineage: Eukaryota; Viridiplantae; Streptophyta; Magnoliopsida; Poales; Poaceae
Exons: 13
Coding region: 1-2169 (722 amino acids)
Source: RefSeq, a predicted model, not a curated record
AUGGGCGGUGUGGUGGAUGCAGCUAGGGAGAAGAAGUUACUCGCAGCUUAUACACUGUAUGCCGGCGCUGUUUUCCUGGUGCCACAAACGGCGACGCCGGGUGUGCCGGAUGAGCUUCUCCCUGUCGUCGAGGAUCCUGAGCGUAUAUCAGAGUUUGACGUCUGUAGGCUGGUGGUUGAUGUGCUGCGUAAAGGCGCGGUAGCCGCCAGGGAUAUGCUGCCGCUCGAGCCAAACAAGAUGAUACUACCGGGAUGCCUACUAGUACCUCUGAUACCUUUUAUGGACGCCAAAGAAUAUGGAGUUGAUGCCUUGGAUUCCUUGCCGUCACCUCGGAUUGCUGAUUACGGCAAGUUGGCGAUGCAAAAUAUGUUGAGGAAACACUUCCACCCCAAGAUUUUCAACAACAGCUCCAUCAACAUAAAGUUUGGGGGUUUUGUCGAUAGUGAUGUAGGUGCUACAACCACCAUUGCAGUCAAGCAUGGAAGCCACGUAGAGCACAGAACAAUUGCUCCUAGCACAGAUGGGUCUCCUAUGGUUCCUCUGGCUGCAGCUAAGAACACUGUUGAGCCGCCUCUUGUUGCUGGGGCUACUGCUAAUGCAGGGGAUGAUGAUACCGCUACAGGAGCGGGUGGUGAAGACAACCAAGUGGGGUCCGAGAGCAUUCAGGUUAAGAUAACCAGGGCUGCAGUUGCAGCUUUGGCCAUCAAUCUUGAGAGGACUAAGCUGGGAGACAAAAAGGAUCUGGAGUGCUGGCAAGAAUCUAUGAGGAUCAUAGAGUUGGAGAGAGAUAGGAAAGACAAGACGUGCUAUCUGUCUUCGUUGUUAGGUCGCGAUGCCUUGGCUGCGCUAGCUAGGAGGACGGCGUCUGCAAUUCAGAAGACAUCCAUCGACCGUGUAAACAUUGGACCGGCUGUGGAUUCUUCUGUUUCUCGGAUAGUUGAACCUAGUGGUGCAGCGCAGACUGGAGGUUUAGGAGACACAAGUGCUUCCGUGGAGGCGGCAAUACCGCUUGCCACUUUGUUUUCAUUGUCUGCUUCUGUUGAUGAUAGUGAUACAACAUCUUCUGAGGAAACAAGCUCGGUCGUUGGUGAUAGUUCAAGCGAUAGUGAUGAACAAACUGAUGACUUCUUGGGUGAUGGUGUGCACUAUGAAAUCUCUUCUGAUGAUGAGCCAAUAGCACAGAUAAGGCGCCAUAGCAUUAACACUCCUCGACAGAAUGUUUCAAUUCCUCAACGAGUGUUUGACAAUUCAGCUCCGCACGAUAAUGGUGUUGCACCUGUUGUUUUGGCACGUGUUGUUCCACCACAUCUUGCUCCAUUUGUCAUUGACAAUGGACCAUUUGGAUUGUCCCAAUUCCAGCUUGGAGUUUCACAUGCCCCAACACCAAUUCAUUGGAUAUCUUUCUCUGAAAAUGCAGUGCAAUGUCGGAACGACGAGCUUUACAUGGAUUGGUUUAUCAAUGCCAUGCCUUGGGAUCUCGUCAUCAGCGGCAAGAGGAUGGUGGAUAGUUUCCGUGAGGAUGGUGAGAUGACUUACUACACUGUCGAUGCUGGAGUUCGCAUGUUCAAUGAGAAGGAGAUGGUCAUGAUGCAAGGCACUGGAUACCGCAUGUGGCGUUGCAUGGUUCUUGCUAACUUUGCGGUUCAGUUCCUCUCGACGCCUGGAGAUUAUGAUCUGGAAACUGCUGUGAAAAUGUUCUUGCCUAGUAGGAUGGGGUUCUCACCGGCAACGUGCCGCAUGAUCAUGGCGCCUGUGUUACUUGAUGACUCGAGAGCUUGGUGCCUCUAUGCCUUCGACAUGCAUGCCAAGAUACUGAACAUACUGGACCCAGUCCAUACUCUUCAAUAUCAGGAAGUGAUGGCUGGCCUGCAUGCUGCUAACGCAGAUCUAUUCCUUGCUGAAUUAGGGGAGGUUGGCCUUGCCCUGGUUGAAGGGUUUACUAUUAACAGGGAUGAGUGGGACAUUGAAUACAACAUCGGCAUAAACAACCCUUGCUCUGUCAAUGAAUCUGUUGUGUACUUGUUCCAUUAUGCAAGGAACUUCACUGGAGCCAACCUAGCUGAACAGAUUGAUGAGGAUGGGCUGGUCGUCCUCCAGAAGAAGUUGUUCUAUGACAUCAUGGCGAUGGACGACAAUGCGGGGGAGACGCGAGGUCUCAUGGAGCGGUGAUGACUCAAUACAUGUAACUGAACCAGUGUGUGGCAAUGUGCAACCAUCGUAUUUUUGUUUUGCAGAAGUGUGACGCGGUCUUAUUAGCUAGUUUUAUAGCUAAAAAUGUGAUGCUUCCAAAAAGAAGGGUCGGGGUCAUCCGCAUGUGGCUGGUUUGCUUUUGUUCCAACUAUGCAAACUUUGCUCCCAUAUUAUUCGGUAGUGUGACAAUGACAUAAGUAUGUUUUUGUAUUUUGCUGCACUUGUGCAACCAGGAGCGCGACAAAUUUGGGAACAAAAUAGCGCCCUCAAUAUUAUUUAUGUGAAUGCACUGAGUUUUGUGUGAAA